UAAUUUUAUUCAAUUUGAAUGCUUAUGACGAUAAUUCAAUUUGAACCCAAAUGUAUAACUACAAAGAAAAAUCCAUAGAUUCUCCGCCCUAUAGAACACUACAGGGGAACCCCUGAUGGUAACUUUGAUCCAUUCUUGAACAACCUCACCAGCAUACAGUUAAAUUUACUCUUGUGCACAUGGGAAGACCCUCUUCUGCUAAAAGUUACAGUCAAAAAAAAAAAAAAAAAAUUGACUGCUAUAUGAAAAGAUUGGAUCUUUAUUUCCAUCCCUCAAAAACUCCAAAAUAUCUUGAUCUUUUCUUUGUUGUCUCAUUCUAUUUAGCUUGAAAGCAACCUUUCUCCAUUUUACAAUCAUUGGUCAUUGAUCAAACAAUCAUUACAAAGCCAAAGCUUUGGAUUUACUGUUUGGAUAGUCGUAUAGGGGAUGGAGUGGUAAAGUGAGUUAUGAUCAUAGAGCACUAGUUAUUGAUGGAAAGAGGAGGGUUUUGCAGUCUGGCUCUAUUCAUUAUCCUAGAACCACCCCUGAGGUGUGGCCAGAUAUUAUUCGGAAGUCAAAAGAAGGCGGAUUGGACGUAAUAGAGACUUAUGUCUUUUGGAACUAUCACGAACCUGUGAAAGGACAGGUAAUAUGUUUGUAUGAAAUUUGAUUUUGUUAUUAUCAGUUCUACUAUCAGCGAAUAUAGAGGAUCGCUUGGAACUUGCCACAUUAUAUGUUGGGACUGCAAGCUGAUUGUCUGGAAAUUUGUAUGCAACUUACGCUGUACAGCUUAUUCAGAUAUUCUUGAAUGGAAGUUGGCUGGAGAAAACUUUACUAUUUUGAAGGCAGGUUUGACCUGGUGAGGUUCGUCAAAACAAUUCAGGAAGCUGGUCUUCUAGUUCAUUUGAGGAUUGGACCAUAUGCCUGUGCUGAAUGGAAUUACGGGGGUUUCCCACUUUGGUUACACUUCAUACCUGGGAUUCAGUUUCGAACGACUAACGAACUAUUCAAGGAGGAAAUGAAGCUUUUUCUUACAAAAAUUGUAAAUAUGAUGAAGGAAGAGAAUCUAUUUGCAUCACAGGGAGGGCCAAUCAUUCUUGCUCAGGUUGAGAAUGAAUAUGGGAAUGUUGAAUGGGCAUAUGGGGCUGCAGGAGAGUUAUAUGUCAAAUGGGCCGCAGAAACUGCUGUUAGUCUGAAUACCAGUGUACCUUGGGUGAUGUGCGCACAAGUUGACGCUCCUGAUCCAAUUAUAAAUACAUGCAAUGGAUUCUACUGUGAUCGGUUUUCUCCAAAUUCUCCUUCCAAACCAAAAAUGUGGACUGAGAAUUAUAGUGGAUGGUUUCUUUCAUUUGGUUAUGCAAUUCCAUAUCGACCUGUUGAGGAUCUAGCUUUUGCUGUUGCUCGCUUUUUCGAGACAGGUGGUACUUUUCAAAACUACUAUAUGUAUUUUGGUGGAACCAACUUUGGAAGAACAGCUGGAGGUCCUUUGGUGGCAACAAGCUAUGAUUAUGAUGCCCCGAUCGAUGAGUAUGGAUUUAUUAGACAGCCAAAGUGGGGUCACUUACGCGAUCUGCACAAGGCAAUAAAGCAGUGUGAAGAACAUUUGAUCAGCUCAGAUCCAAUCCACCAGCAGCUCGGCAAUAACUUAGAGGCACACAUCUACUAUAAAUCUUCGAAUGAUUGUGCAGCCUUUCUUGCUAAUUAUGACAGUAGUUCAGAUGCCAAUGUUACAUUCAAUGGAAAUAUAUACUUUCUUCCUGCUUGGUCUGUGAGCAUACUUCCAGAUUGCAAGAAUGUUAUUUUUAACACAGCCAAGGUUGUCUCACAAAGGAACCUCGGCGAUGAUUUUUUUGCUCAUUCAACCUCUGUUAAUGAAAUUCCGCUGGAACAAAUAGUGUGGAGUUGGUAUAAAGAAGAAGUGGGCAUUUGGGGUAACAACUCAUUUACAGCUCCAGGUUUAUUAGAACAGAUUAAUACAACAAAAGAUAUCAGUGAUUUCUUAUGGUACUCAACCAGUAUCAGUGUGAAUGCUGAUCAAGUGAAAGAUAUCAUUCUGAAUAUUGAGAGUUUGGGGCAUGCAGCACUAGUUUUUGUGAACAAAGUACUUGUAGCAUUUAGAUAUGGAAAUCAUGAUGACGCAAGCUUUUCACUCACUGAGAAGAUUAGUCUUAUUGAAGGAAAUAAUACAUUAGAUUUAUUAAGUAUGAUGAUAGGUGUACAGAACUAUGGCCCGUGGUUUGAUGUUCAAGGAGCUGGAAUUUAUGCCGUUCUGCUUGUUGGCCAAAGUAAGGUCAAAAUUGACCUUUCUUCUGAGAAAUGGACCUAUCAGGUAGGACUUGAAGGGGAAUACUUUGGACUGGAUAAAGUUAGUCUUGCAAAUAGUUCACUUUGGACUCAGGGGGCUUCUCCACCUAUUAAUAAGAGUCUGAUAUGGUACAAGGGUACUUUUGUUGCUCCGGAAGGGAAAGGUCCUUUAGCCUUAAAUCUUGCAGGCAUGGGGAAGGGUCAGGCUUGGGUCAAUGGACAGAGCAUAGGACGAUAUUGGCCUGCCUACCUCUCACCAUCAACAGGUUGCAAUGAUAGUUGUGAUUAUAGAGGAGCGUAUGAUUCAUUUAAAUGUCUUAAGAAAUGUGGUCAGCCUGCUCAAACACUGUAUCAUAUUCCACGGACUUGGGUUCAUCCUGGUGAAAACCUACUAGUCCUACAUGAAGAGCUAGGCGGUGACCCUUCAAAAAUUUCUGUGCUAACACGAACUGGACAUGAGAUAUGUUCAAUUGUGUCAGAGGACGAUCCACCACCAGCUGACUCGUGGAAAUCAAGCUCAGAGUUCAAGUCACAAAACCCUGAAGUUCGACUUACCUGUGAACAAGGAUGGCACAUUAAAUCUAUUAACUUUGCUAGUUUUGGAACUCCUGCUGGAAUCUGUGGUACAUUCAAUCCAGGAAGUUGUCAUGCCGAUAUGUUAGACAUUGUUCAAAAGGCUUGCAUUGGUCAGGAAGGAUGUUCAAUCUCCAUAUCAGCUGCCAACCUUGGUGACCCUUGCCCUGGAGUUCUCAAAAGAUUUGCAGUUGAAGCUCGUUGCAGUGAGUAAUUCCAGUUCCUACUCUAAAGAAGCCACGGCUAUGGCCUUUUGAUUAUUCGGUCAAAAGUGGCAUUACUAUUUUGGAACCUGUAAAAUUCUCGCAGUUCUCCAAACCCAGCCUAGUUUGUUAUGAAUUCAAACAAGCUAAAUAAGUAUAGCAUUCAUGAAUUUCUGCACCA
This is a messenger RNA of Ricinus communis (castor bean), 3240 nucleotides long. Its product is annotated as beta-galactosidase 8. The record is from RefSeq and is a predicted model, not a curated record. The coding region runs from base 788 to 3070 and encodes 760 amino acids. Gene Ontology annotation, cellular component: cell wall; vacuole. NCBI's taxonomy places the organism in Eukaryota, Viridiplantae, Streptophyta, Magnoliopsida, Malpighiales, Euphorbiaceae. Gene Ontology annotation, biological process: carbohydrate metabolic process. The transcript is spliced from 20 exons. Gene Ontology annotation, molecular function: beta-galactosidase activity; carbohydrate binding.